Messenger RNA from Amoebophrya sp. A120, 2409 nucleotides. Lineage: Eukaryota; Dinophyceae; Syndiniales; Amoebophryaceae. The record is from the annotation of a GenBank genome assembly.
GGAAAUAGUUUAUUCUUGUCCCCUAUUCUGAACCUUGUCCUUGUUCCUGUGUAAAAAUCCUAAAAUCCUCGGUAGCUGUAUGUACUAGUAAGAACCCCAGCUGUAAUUUUGAAGCAUCGUAGUUUCUCAUCCACGACUUCCUACAACAGAAGCUGAAGAUGCUCUCCCCCCGCAGUAUGAUCUCUACUGCCACGACGAGCAGGCGGCUCGCCCAGCGGGUUCUCCCCCUCCUGAUCACCCUCUAUAUGGGUUGUACAAAUGUCUGGGUCUGGAAACUUGUAGUGCUGUCUUGGGAAAAAUAGUGAGUGCUCUGUAAUGCUGCAGAGCCAAGCAUGAAAAAAAUCUGCAGUUCUUUGUGUUGCGUUUUUCGCAUGAGAAGCUGCGUUUUUGCAUGACAGGCGGAAGUGUCUCUUCUUCGACACGCAUCACAAACUUUUUUGUCAUGCCAAACAAGCAUGACAAAUCUCGCAAUCUUCCAGAUCCAGACAUUUUUGCAUGUGAUACUCUACCAGGCGCAUCAGCUUCUCGGCAAAGCAACACCAGCAACAUCAGAAAAGCCAGCGGAGCAAGAACAGCAGCAUGAGGAGGAAGACGAGCCGCCACCGUCCUUUUUCGGCCUCCUUUUCCUCGACUUUCUCAUCCUGGUCUCCGACGUUUGCGGGUUUUUCGCCUUCUACUGCGUCUUCCAUUCGGUAAAACGACGCGGGCCGAGGGGUGUGUCCCUCCAGUCUUUUCUCGGGUUCGCCGCGGGCCGGUGUCUCCAUUCCUGCAGUCACAUUUUCGGGAUCCACUAUUCCCCGGAGGUUUUUCCCCCGUUCAUCUACUUGAUCGUGGACGGGUUUGCGGUGUUUAUGGGGGUGGUCACCACCGUUGCUUUGUAUUGUGUCAGUAAUUCGAUUAAAGAAGAUUUUGCGGAUGACGUCUUCGGCCGGGCGUUUCUGAAGCGGAUUUUACCCAAACAAUACCACGACACGUUGUUCGUCCAGUUCGGGGGCUUGCUGGUGUUUUCCGCGAUUGUGGCCUGUUUCUGGUCAGUCACGAGGUGCUCGAUCAUCACGGCGGAUGGGGACGUGCCAUUCGCGUUCUCUUUGUGCAUGCUCUGCAGCAUUUGCGAGAUUGUUCAGGUAUAGUACUUAUACGGAGAAAUUUGAAGUGAUUUUGUCAUGCAGAUGUACGAAGUUUUUAUACUCUACUUCCUUUUUGAAAAGACAUUCAUCUGUGUCUGUUUCUAUCAUGCAACAACGAAAAGUUUUUGCUGCUUUCAAUUUCUGUUUCUCAGUCCGAAUGAUUCCCACCACCAAAAAACCACUUACAGAUUAUGUCCGUCCUCCCCCAACUCCUGAUGCUGUACAAGACAAAGAAGAUUCCGGUGCUUCUCGGUGACUUCCUCAUGUUCCAGGGUAUAGCAAAAUUCUGCACCCUUACCUUCUGGCUGCUCUUCCCAACGGUGAACGGCUGGUCACCACACAACCACAACAUGGCGACUGCCACGGAGUUUUUUAACCUGCUCAUAUUAUCGGACUUCAUCUACUUUUACAUCAAGAGCAAAGCCGCAAAUACGCUACUGGGGAGGAAGGAAAGCGAAAUGACGAUCGACUACGACGGGGCGCAUAACUGGGUAUGAUGAUUUUCUGGUCAACAUGUCAUGGAUAGAUCAUAGAUUGUUCGAUUUUUGGUACUGGGGUUCAGUCCGUUCAAAUUUAUUGCAGCUAAGUACUCUUUUUGUACUACCGUUUUUACUUAGUUACAUUUUUUUCAAUUUACAACAACAAUACACACUUUUUUCUGAAUUACAAUUUUGCAUAAUUAUCACACUUAUCUUCGAAGCCAUUCUUGUCCUUCUGGAUAAGUGCAUUGUCAGACAUGCAUAUCACCGAGUCUAACUACUUCAAUUUUAGAAAUUUUUCCAUUCCGAAAAACCUGCUAGGCCCCAAGCCAAAAGCAACUCAAACGACAGCUGUAGUUGUGAGAAGGGCGGCAGCAGCUACUUAUUCAUCACCUAGGGCUGAGCUACUUGUUUCUUCCCCCGCAUCCCUGCUAUUCGCAAGCAGUAUCCCUGUUUGUCGCAGUGGUGUAGAGGUUGUAGACACUAGCAUAUUAGAAACGAGGAGGUAGUAGUUCUUCAUCAUAGUCCCACUGGUUAUUGCAGUAGCGAACAGGUGUGAAGACAAGAUUGAUUAUAGGUUUUCUUAUGAUCUUCACGACGCGAUAACUCGAAAUCUAGAACCUGCUAUCGCAAACAGCCACGUGGGAUGAAUUUAGAAAUUGAAAGCGGAGCUCGCUCUACUAGUGCUGUUGUAGUGUAGAAGUUGUACUUAGCUGCUCUUUGUGGUGUAGUGCGAUAAACUACGUUCCAAUCUUUUAGGCAGUAGAGGAGUUCUUCGGCUUUUUAGCAAAGAACUCUUUGUC